Messenger RNA from Oreochromis aureus, 2153 nucleotides. RefSeq names its product gap junction delta-3 protein-like. The record is from RefSeq and is a predicted model, not a curated record. Lineage: Eukaryota; Metazoa; Chordata; Actinopteri; Cichliformes; Cichlidae. Bases 295 to 1164 code for a protein of 289 amino acids. Gene Ontology annotation, biological process: cell communication. The transcript has 2 exons. Gene Ontology annotation, cellular component: connexin complex.
CUUUGCUCUGAGACAGACAGGUGAACAAGCCUCCAGACUUCCAAGAAGACAGACCUGACAGUGCUGCAGCCAUGGGCCGCUGGAAGAUGAACUCAAGACACUUAACAUGGAUACACCUUGAAGCUACCUUUGAUCACUUUUAUUGGAUUUAGGUUCACUGUGAGUCAUAUAUUGCAGAUUAUAAUAACAAGAAUUCUAGUUUCAUUUUUCAGACAAAGGCAGCCUUUGCUCUGAGACAGACAGGUGAACAAGCCUCCAGACUUCCAAGAAGACAGACCUGACAGUGCUGCAGCCAUGGGUGAGUGGGGCUUCAUCAGUGGAUUCUUCGAUAUCCUCCAGACUGAGUCGCCGAUGCUGGGUCGUUUCUGGCUCAUCCUCACGCUGGUGUUUAGGAUAGUGGUCCUGGGAACUGUGGCCAGUGACAUGUUUGAGGACGAGCAGGAGGAAUUUACCUGUAACACCCUCCAGCCAGGAUGUAAGCAGGUGUGUUAUGACUUGGCUUUCCCCAUCUCCCAGUACAGAUUCUGGGUGUUUCAUAUAGUCCUCAUCGCUACACCUUCUCUGCUUUACCUCGUGUACGCCACACAUCAGCAUAACAAGAGUGCCAACAACUCCUCAUCAAGUGAAAAGACCAGCAGGGAGAAGAGAGAACAAAGAGCUUUAAGGACGCUCUAUAUUAUCACUCUGAUCUUCCGGAUAGUGGCAGAAAUCGGCUUCUUAAUUGUCCAGUGGUAUCUCUACGGCUUCAAGGUGGAGGCCCAGUUCCCAUGUGACCGAUUUCCCUGCCCCUACACUGUGGACUGCUUCGCCUCCCGACCUGCAGAAAAAACAGUCUUCCUCCUCUUCUACUUUGCUGUGGGGGUGAUAUCAGCAUUUUCCAGCGUUGUGGAGCUUUUCUACAGCUCUCGAAAGUGGUUUUGCUCAAAUCAGAAGAACAAUAUGGAACAAUAUGACCAAUGUGACUGCGAGAACCUCCACAACCACCAGCAAGAGGAGACAGAGGAAAAACCAGGAGUAAUGACAAUGUCAGAGAACAAAGCCAGCAUUGCAAGAGCGAAGAAGGGAUCAGUGAGAAGCAGCUACAGUCGAAAGGUCUACAGCAGUGGUCACAAGUGCAAAAGCCCACCAGGAAAAUAUGUGAGCACCUCGAGGCUUACAUUGUGAGAGGACUGACUCCAAUCACACUAUGUGUGAUUCAGAUUCUUUUCUAUUUUAAACCUGUGACUACAUCUUUAACUCCAUUUCAUUUGAAAUGAUUUCACUGUUGAUGUGUUAAACAGUAUUUACAGUGGGACACUUCACAAGGAUUGUUUGGAAAAUGAGCAUAGAAAACACUGAUGAUAAGAAGGAUGCAUGCAAGACAUUGUUGUUUCUGGUAAAUGAUUAAAGGCUGCAAACAGUUCAGGAAGGAAACAUUUUCUGGACUACGCUUGAUAAACUUGUUUAAUGCUGACUGUUUUAUUUGUAACUGUGUCCCUUUUGUAGCUGCCAGAGGCAGAAACUCUGACCCAGCAGAGGAUUCAGGUUGUACUGAUAGGAAAAAUAACCACGUCAGCCUUUCAGAGAAAAUGAAUAUUAUUCUUGUAGUUCCUGGGGAGCCACACUGACUGAAUUUUCUUGUACUGGGUUUUAAUUCUUUCUCAUUGUGUAGUAUAUCUGAUGAUGGCCAUCAUUGUUUUGGUCCAGAAUUUUGUGGCAAUCAACAACCUGAAUCAGAUUAUGACCUCCCUGGUGCAUUGGUCACUUUAGGUACCCGUCCAUUUAAAGGUAGAUUGGAGGUUUAACCAGCUUGGGCGUUAACUGACUUCAUAUUCCAGUUGCCUGGAACCAAAAAUGAAACAUUGCAGUAGAACAUGCAGAGAUAUCAAAUUCUAUGAUAUCACUAAAGUAAUAAAACAUUAACAGCAGCCCAUAAUAAAUACCUGCUUCUUUAUCUUUCAGUUAACAAAGUGUAAGAAACAGUUAUAGGCUAACACUGUAGUGAUGCAGGUUUCUCUCCAUUUUAGGAUUUAUAAAUACCCGCUGAAGUACUCUCCUGUACUAGGUGUUGCCACUCGGGAGAAGUCAACAUUUCUCAAACUGUGUUAGCAUCUUCCUCUGUAUAAUCUGUAAAUAUCUAAGUUUCUGUACUGACUGAUUAAAACGGCAGUAAA